This is a messenger RNA of Helicoverpa zea (corn earworm), 2225 nucleotides long. RefSeq names its product ionotropic receptor 75a-like. Gene Ontology annotation, cellular component: membrane. The coding region runs from base 141 to 1952 and encodes 603 amino acids. The record is from RefSeq and is a predicted model, not a curated record. Gene Ontology annotation, molecular function: ligand-gated monoatomic ion channel activity. NCBI's taxonomy places the organism in Eukaryota, Metazoa, Arthropoda, Insecta, Lepidoptera, Noctuidae. The transcript has 6 exons.
UUCUCAAUUUUCUUGUCAUUCACGUUUCAAUCUUUAAUCGAUAUUCGUUAUCAUUUAUUGCUUGCUAAACAUUCAUACGACGGUUAAGACCCUUAAAAAUCCUACAUUACAGUUUGCGCGGUGUAAAAGAUCUUAUCAAAAUGAAUUUAUUCUGUAACUUACUACUAACUCUUUCAGUAACAGAAGUUCCUUUAGUAAUCGAUAUCCUCAAGCAUAAAAAUAUUAAAAAUGCUGUCUUAUUUCAAUGUUACGAUAACCAUUUCGUGAAUGGUGUCCAUAAAAUAUUCAACGAUAACAAUAUUCUCAUAGCGGGUUCUAAAAUAAUUUCCAAUGGAACGUACAUCGUACCAUUGAACUAUAAGAAGACUGGGAUAGUGGUAGACACUUCUUGUGAAGGCUGGAAUUCUGUUUUGGAUUCGAGAACUAUAUCAUUUAAAGAUUUUUCAUUCAUUAUAAUCGCGGAACAUUUGUCGCCAAUUUUAGAGGCCUUGUCUCGAUAUCCAAUAUUAGUGGAUUCUGAUGUUAUUGUCGCUCAUAAGCUGAAUCAGUCCUACAACUUGUACGAAGUGUACAACACGGGCUUUAAAUUAAAGGGUAAAUAUGUAACCAGAUUGGUUGGCCAUUGGAAUUCUUCAUUAUACAUCGAGGACUUGAACCGAUGGGACUUGGGCGGCGCGUUCGUUAAAACAGCGGUAGUUGUAAUAAAUCCGACUAAGUUAACGAACCAGACCACAGAACAGUACAUGGAAAAGCCUAUUCGCAUGCAGGUCAAAGUUGAUACGGUGCAUAGAAUGAAAUUUUUCAUUUUACUAAAAUAUAUGCGAGAUAUGUACAAUUUUCGGUUCGACAUGCAUCGCGUACAUUCAUGGGGUUACAAACGCAACGGCACGUUCGAUGGUAUGGUGCACGCUUUGUACUGCGGCCAGGCGGAACUAGGAGGAGCCCCCAUCUUUUACAGGAUCGAUAGAUGGGAGCUUGUGCAGUACGUUUCAGAGGUUUGGGUGUCUAGGCACAGCUUCAUCUUCCGUCACCCGAAGUACCCGGGCGGUUUCUACACGAUCUACACUCGUCCGCUGAGCGGGAUAGUCUGGUACUGCGUCAUCGCCAUGUUGGUGGUGACAGCAGUCAUAUUGUGGGCCAUGCUGCUCGUGCAGAACACCUGGGGGGAUAAUGAAGACUCCUCGUUAAGUUUAGCUGGAAUCAUUAUUUGGGGAGCGAUUUGUCAACAAGGUAUCGCUGUGAACCGCGAGUCAACGUCCACAAAGCUGCUGAUAUUCAUCACGUUCAUGUACGCGGUGACUCUAUAUCAGUACUACAACGCUACUAUAGUGUCGUCCCUACUUUUAGAGGCGCCCAGGAAUAUUAGGACGCUGAAGGAUCUUUUGGAUAGCGAUUUGAAGGCUGGUGCUCAUGAUAUUGUGUAUAAUUAUGACUACUUUAAACGUACCACCGACCCAGUAGCCAUCGAACUGUACCACAAGAAGGUUGUAACAGCCACCCAACACAACUACUUCCCUGCGGAAAAAUGCAUGGACUUAGUAAGAAGAGGGGGCUACGCCAUACACAUCGACACAAGUGUUGCGUUCCCUUUGAUAAAGGCCACGUUUAACGAGCGAGAGAUUUGCGACACCACUUUAGUUCAGAUGUACCCGUUGCAGCGAAUGGGCGUCGUGAUGAGGAAGGACACGCAGUAUAGAGAACAUGUUGCUUAUGCCAUACGCAGAUUCUCCGAGGUGGGCUUACCUCAACGCUUGCGCGCCGACGUGGACGAGCCGAUGCCGGAAUGUGCUCACACGCCGGACUCCAGCGUCUUCUGUGUGGGAAUCCGAGAGUUCUCCACGCCGCUGUUGGUGCUGGCUCUAGGCAUGCUCCUGUCUGUGCUGUUACUGCUCUGCGAGAUUGUAUUGCAUAGAGUGGUUCAGAGGGCGGGGUUGAGAGAUUUUGUGCAUUGAUUUAGUUUCUAAUCAUAUUGACAUAGUAAGUUGUCAGUGUGUAGAAAGAGUCGGUUAUUGGUCCUGCAAUGAUCCAUUUCUUGCACUGAGAACAUUAUCGCUUUUAAAAUGCGGAUACUAGGACCAUCAUACUAUUUAUUAUAAGUAGAAGAACUGCACCCUGUGUGAUAAUGUUUUUGAAAUCUUAUAGGUGGAAGAGAGACUUUAGAGAUAAUUUAUAGAAAAGAAUAUAUUAUAGUUCUAGUCAAAAAUAAAAAACAAAAAAUAAUCUUC